AUGGCAGACACCUCGACGUAUUUGCUCCUCACUCUGCGUGGGCUGGAAUUCCUCGUUGAAACCGAGAUCCGCUCGAAGCUUCAAGUCGAAGGUCUGGAAAUCUGCAGUGUCCAGGAACAUGCUCGUCCGCCGUAUCUGCAGGUGAUGCAGGGCCAAGCUGCAGUGGGCAAGAUCGUCCUAACGACGCAGUCGUCGGCUGCCGAAGUUCAACAACUGCGGUCCGUGCAAGCGACGCUGGCGUUGCUGACCAAAAGUGAUGACAUUGAUACGGAGAGUAGUUCUGGUGUCGAGCAGAUUGGGCAACUCCUGAUGAAGUCAGAUUGGGACGCAGCAGUCAGGUUGUGGAAGGCCCAUGUCGGGCAGUCGAUAGCCGACAGUGCCAUUACAUUCCGGGGCUCUUGUGUACGCGACGGCAAGCACGUGUACAACUCACAAACCGUUGCAGGUGAAGUCGGUGCACUUGUGGCGGAGAAGUUUGGCUGGAGCGUGGACCUGACUGCGUUUGACCUUGAAGUGGUCAUUGUCAUCUUCCACAAUUUCAUGGUGGCCGGCAUCGCCUUGGCGGAUCCUCGCAAGGUCCAGUUUCGCAACCGAUUAGCAAACGAAACGCGCAAUGCGCUAGCGGAUGCCCACUGUGUCUCCACUUUGCGUCCAAGUACGGCAUAUCUGAUGCUGCAGCUUGCAGAGAACAGAUACGGCGAUGUGGUGCUGGAUUCCAUGUGCGGAGUCGGCACUCUUCCGAUUUGUGCGACGGACUUUACGAACGACAGCGUCUACGCUCUUGGCGGUGAGCUGGACGAGUUGCCAGUGGGGAAGGCCGGCCAGAAUGCACUCACUCGAGCACGUCCCGUGGACAUUGCGCGCUGGGAUAGCACGCGACUGCCUCUGCGAAGCCACAGCAUUGACAGGGUUCUGAUUGACAUGCCGUUUGGCGUUCUCUGCGGGAAUCAUCGCCGGAACAACAGGAUGUAUCCGAAAGUCUUCAAAGAGCUUCUCCGUGUUCUUCGUUCGGAUGGUCGAGCAGUGCUACUGGUCAUGUCCAAGAAGCUCUUCAAAGGCGCCAUCAAGGAUCUACCGUUUCGAGUCGUGGCUGAGCACAUGGUGAGUAUUGGAGGUCUGGGCGGCGGCAUUUACGUUCUCGAGCCCAAUCCGUCCGACGCAUCGCAAGUGACCGAGGUUGAAAACAUUCCGAAGUCCCCAAUUCGUCCGAAAGGUGAUGUUAAAGGUGCCUUCGCAUAG
Molecule: messenger RNA, 1239 nt
Organism: Hyaloperonospora brassicae
Lineage: Eukaryota; Oomycota; Peronosporomycetes; Peronosporales; Peronosporaceae
Source: the annotation of a GenBank genome assembly